AAGGCUGACCUGGAACUCAAGGUUCUCCAACUUUGGCCUCCUACAUCCUGGGAUUAUGGGUGUGUGCCUCCCCUCCAACCCCAAUUGUAAAUGCAACUUGGUGGAGCUGGGACAAUGGUCUCUUGCUUUGGGGUGUUUCAGGGCCCUCUGGGAGCUUCCUCAGGUGCUCAGGCUCAUUUCCCACAAUGAGUCAGAUGCCAUCCUCACGUGAGUCCUAGAGACCAGUGUUGGUAAUGGCUCCCUCCCUUGAUGCUGGAGCCUUGUUCCUGUCUGGCUGCAAGGAGGGGGAGAGUGUUUUGGUGUCAGGGAGGGGCAAGGGUAGCUCCCAGGGAAAGGGACUGUGGGUGUGAGAAAGGGUCUGGUUGCCUUUCAGUGCUCGCUGUGGGACACGGAUGCAGUCUCCUCACUGACAUGUAUGAUGCUCACCUCACCAAGGAUUACACGGUUCGUGGCCUCCUGGGCAAAGCUACAGACAACUUCUGUGAAGAUGGGCAGUUGAUAGAGAAGACAACAUAUGACCAUGUGACUAGAGAGCGGCUGGACCGGAUCCUGGCUAUGAUCCAAGGCUCCCACCAAAAAGCCCUGGUAAUGUACUCCAACCUGGACCUGAAGUCCCAGGAGGCCUAUGAGAGGGCUGUGCAAGGCGUGAUCCGGCCCAUGAACAAGUCCCCGAUGCUCAUCGCUGGCAUCCGCUGCCUGCACUUUGCACCUCCUGAGUUUCUUUUGGAGGUGCAGUGUAUGCACGAGACACAGCAGCAGCUGAGGAGGCUGGUGCAUGAAAUCGGCCUGGAGCUGAAGACCACCGCUGUCUGCAUGCAAGUGCGCCGCACUCGGGAUGGCUUCUUCGGGCUGGACGAUGCCCUCCUGAGAACCCAGUGGGACCUGCACAGCAUCCAGGAUGCUAUUCAGGUGGCAGCUCCCCGGGUAGCCACAGAACUGAGAAAGAACUUGAGCCUAACGUCGGGCCACCAACAGCAGCUCCCCAGUGCCAGGCAGCCUUGGACUUGAAGAGCCCAAGCUCCACUUUGAAAGUGGGAGCCAUGCAGGGUGGUAAGGCCAGGCAGGCGCUUGGACGUAGGGGCAAACAGGCUUUCACAAGUCAGAACUGGUCACUCUGCAGAGAGUGAGAUCAAGGUGGGCCCUGAGCCUUCAUCUCAGCAAAACAAAAGUACAGGAGGGAGCCUUCUUCCUGUCACACACAAACUAACCGCAGAGGUGAGGGGUAAGCUAUCAUCCCAGCUAGUUGGGAGGCCCAGGUUAGAAUCUCGACAGUUCAAGGCCAGUCUAGGGUGACUUAGUGAAACCUUGACUCAAAAAGAAAAAAA
Rattus rattus (black rat) is the source of this 1325-nucleotide messenger RNA. RefSeq names its product mitochondrial mRNA pseudouridine synthase Trub2-like. Gene Ontology annotation, molecular function: RNA binding; pseudouridine synthase activity. Gene Ontology annotation, biological process: RNA processing; pseudouridine synthesis. Bases 250 to 1008 code for a protein of 252 amino acids. The transcript is spliced from 5 exons. Lineage: Eukaryota; Metazoa; Chordata; Mammalia; Rodentia; Muridae. The record is from RefSeq and is a predicted model, not a curated record.